UAGCAUGUGGUGAUUCAGCUUUUAUUAUUCCAACAGUUACACCAAGUUGAUGAAUGUUCAUCAUAAAAUACACAGUGAUGAGCGACCCUCUCUGUGUGACACAUGUGGAAAGUGUUUUAAAAGUGCCAAACAGUUGCGCAAUCAUAAGGCUCUGCACAUGAAAAAAUCACCUUAUCAGCAUCAGUGUGAGAUAUGCCUGAGGCCGUUUUCGGAGAAGCGAAUGUUGCACAACCACCAAGAAUCAGUUCAUAAGAAAGUGAAACCCUUUCUGUGCAAUUACUGUGGCUAUUCCACUGCUUCCAGAUCAACUCUCAAAAUGCACAUGAGGCAACACACAGGUGAGAAGCCAUUUGCUUGUGAAAAAUGCAAGUACUGCACCUCUGAUCACAAUUCUUUGCGACGCCACAAGAUGCAGCACACUGGGGUACGACCUUAUCGGUGUCCAUACUGUGACUAUGCCUCAAUACAGUCUACUACAUUCAAGGUCCAUCUUAAGGAUAAACAUCCUGCUUUAGCCCAACUAGAUGGCAUAAUGUUUACUUGUGGGAUGUGCUCCUUCAAGACAGUUAAGAGAGACAAUUACCUAGCACAUAUUGCUGAGCACAGAAGAGGUGAGAAUAAGAAGCAAUGUCAGGUGAUGUCACCAACUAAAGUUAGCAAAACUGAAGCACCACAGGCCAUUUUAAGUGACAUGGCACCACCAGCUCCACAUGUGGUUAAUAUUGAUGUGGAUAGUGGGGCUGUUACAGUGGAAAGUCCAGUCAACACAGAUUUUAUUAAUAAUGUAAAUGUACAGGCUCCAGUCCCAGGUCAAGUGAUAUUAGCUGGGGAACAGUAUAUCUAUGCUGCUGUUGACUCCUCCAUGUUGUCUCAGGUGAGAUCCAGUGAAGGCGUUGUUCAGUUGACUCAGGGCAUGGUUGGCAUACCCAUUUCAAUACCUCUCGAGUCCUCUGCUGGUUCAUCACUUCAGGGACUAGUUUAUGUUGCCACCAGCGUUCAGGGAGGACAGUGAUUUUUGUAUAAGUAUCAGCAACUAUUUCAUUAAAUGAUGACUAUAGAAGAGCAGCUGUUACAACACAGUGUGGUGUGCUGCAGUCCUUUCACAUGGAUGGUAAGAGGAAGGAAGGCUGUGAAUUCUGUAAUGAAAAUUAAUUUUUUUUUUUAAGUUUUGAAUUUAAAUAAUAUAUUCAGAAAUAAUAGGUAUUGUCUUAUAAAAAUGAAUGGGGAAAAUUAUAGCAUUUUGCAUCUAACAUCAGAUUCUUCACCCUUGUUAUGUACAGGAAUUUUAUACACACACAUGAAGUGUACAUAUUUCUUUAAUUUGAUUAGAGGAAUUUUAUAUACUAUAUUUAUGUUCUUAGAUAAUUUGUAUUCUGUAUUUAUCCUCACUGGAAACACCACAGUAUUUUGAUCACUGCACAUAUGUACUGUGGUCAGUGUGCAAACCCCAUGGUUGGUGUGCAAAUCCCAUGGUUAGUGUACAAAUAUGUAUAAUCCCUAUAGGAAUGCUAUGGUUAUUAUAUAUUCAUUGUGUCUUGUGAAAUAUGCCUAACCUGUCUCUCAAGUUUGCAAGCAGAAUAACAUUAGUGGCAAACAGUGGAAUAAUCUUCAUGAAUUGAAACAAGGUAUUCUUUAAAUCACUGUAUAACACACUACACAUAAGAGUAAUCCUUAAAUAUGUAGCACCAGCAUGGAACCCACACCUUGCCAAAUAGUGUUGAAGGUACUGGAAAUGUUCUUACAGACUGAUAGGAGGAAAAGAGGAGAUCUGGAGUCUACCUGGAGGGUAUUUUGGGGAUCAACACCCCCAUGGCCCAGUCCAUGACCAGGCCAUGGGGGUGUUGCUCUUCCUGUUGAUCAGGGCCUUAUCAACAGGAAGAGCAAGAGGCCAUAGUUUUGAACAUUGGAAAAUUAUUAAAUUAUAUGAUAAAUCUCAAAGAUGAGACACCAUGAGCUUAGCUCUGCUCACAUAGCUAUAAGCUAGUUAUUACACAAAGCUCAAAAUGAGAGAGUUUGCAGCCACACUAAUACUGGAUCUCACAGGCAAAACUGUCAGGAAAAUCUGAGCAAAGCUGACUUCAUGAUGGGAGGAAUGUAUGCAGAUCAAAAGAAGAGAUGGUCUCGACAAUCUUAAAAAGGAUAAACUAUUUGACUUGGGAAGGUUAACUGAAGAUGGACACUGAAAAAGAUGAACUCUCUGAUAAGGAAGAGUUGGUUAAAACUGUUAGCAGUAUGAGUUGUUGUGUAAUGUUUCCAUUGUACAAUCAUCAUGGGUUAUGUAUUUCAAUAAGCAUAAUGUUAUCCAGGCUGUCAAAAAUUUUUGUUUUGAAGGCAAAAUGGUGCAGCUAAGAAACAAAGUUUCUUACCAAAAUCAUGAAAUGACUGCCUCAAAGGCAUGAAGCUGUUUCAUUGCUUUAAAAAUUAUCAAGUGGUCUCCAAAUCCUGUAUAUUGUCCAGUGUUCAGUUAGGCUAUAGAAUCUUUAAUGUCAUUGGGUUAUGCUGUAUACUAAUGUAUUUUCAUACAUGGUGGAAUUUACAUGCUAAGAUACUAUCUACUUCCCUUUCCCUAAGAUGUAACUUACAACAAUUUACUGCUAAGUGAACUGGGGCAAGCAUGUGUAAGAAUAUUUGAGCAUUGUAAGCUUUUAUUGGUACAGAACUCUCACACAAUUCCACAUUCCAUAUAUAAUUUCCUCCCUUUAUUUUAGAUCAAAAAUAAAAUCCCUUUGUAACCAAAUGGGCUGGGACCAAGCAAGUUCUGGAUUUAGAUGUGUUUUCUCCAGAGAUACAGAAGAGUGCACUUGCAACACACAGUAAGAAAGCUUACUGAUCCAUUAGUGAAGUAAAUGUUGAAUAUUCACUUCCAAAGUGCUUCCUAAAACCUAGUAAUCACUUGUCAUCUACCAUUGUUUAUGUUGCUCUCAUUACAGUAUAAUUUCAUCUGCAUUAACCCUUCAAAGGCCAUUGGGCUAAAAAUAAAAUUUUCUUGUAUGAUCCAUUAAAUUUAAAAAAAAAAAAUCCUUAAAGAGAUCAUUUUCCUGGUGGUAAUAAAUAGAAGAGGUGCAGAGUUAAUAAAAGUAUUAUCCAAAGGGUUGAGGUAGUUUGGAGAUUUAGAGAAAAUGGAACAAAAUGGGGUGACAUGGAGGGUGUAUAAAUCUGUAGUGGAGGGAAGGAGGGGUAAGGAUUGCCCUAGGAAAGGUUGGAGGGAGGGGGUAAAGGAGUUUUUGUGUACAAAGGGCAUGGACAUCCAGCAGGGGUGUGUGAGUGUGUUGGAUAAGAGUGAGUGGAGGUAAAUGGUUUUUGGGACUUGAUCUGUUGGAAUGUGAGCAAGUAACAUUUUGUGAUGAAAUUUAGGGAAACCAUUUAGCUGGACUUUAGUCAUUGAGGUGCGAAAUACAGUGCCUGCACUCUGAAGGAAGAGUGGUGAUAUUUGCAGUUUGCACAGGCAUCUGAACUGUAUUAUGUAUUAGUAUGCCUUUGGUAAGACAGUAAUGGAGUAAAUGAUGGUGAAAGUGUAUUUUUUGGGAUCAUCCUUCCUCUGUGGGAGAUGGUCAGUGUGUUAAAAACAAAAUAAUUACAUAGCUGCAAAGUUGGCAUUUUGUGUACCCAGCAUAGGAACAUCGGGUCCUGCCGUUCUGUGCAUAAUAAUGUAAAUAUUGACUUUUAAACUUUUUCUUCAAUUUAUAUAUUCUUUUUGCUUUAUUUCCACCAAUAUUGAGCAAAACUAUAAUCAUUAUGGACACUGGUAGUUAUUUUCAUGUAAAAACAGUGAUUCAGAUUUUUUUUUUUUUUAACAUGUCGACCGUUUCCCACUGAGACAGGGUGACCCAAAAAAAAAAAAGAAAGAAAAAACUUUCAUCAUCAUUCAACACUUUCACCAUCACUCAUACAUAAUGACUGUCUUUGCAGAGGCACUCAGAUACGACAGUUUAGAUGUCCCUCCAAACUGCCAGUACCCUAAGCCCCUUCUUUAAAUUGCAGGCAAUAUACUUCCCAUUUCUAGGACUUAAGUCUGGUUAACCAGUUUCCCUGAAUCCCUUCACAAAACAUUACCCUGCUCACACUCCAUCAACUUGUCAGGUCCCUAAAUCCAUUCGUCUCCAGUCCUGUCUAACACGCUCACAAACACUUGCUGGAAGUCCAAGCCUCUCACCCACAAAACCUCCUUUAUCCCCCUCCCUCUAACCUUUUUGGGGAUGACCCCUACCCUGCCUACCUUCCCCAAUAGAUUUGAACACCCUCCAAGUCAUCCUAUUUUGUUCCAUCCUCUCUAAAUGACCAAACUGUCUCAGCAACCCCUCCUCAGCCAUUUGAAUAAUGUUUUUAGUAAUAUUACUUAUGGGUCAGUAAACAUAAGUAAACUUAUGCCUGGGAGGACCACUAGCCCCAGAGGGAUGGUCUGGGGUCAUCAAUGUUUUCAUCACUUGUAUGCUUUGCUCUAGUGUCACCAUCAGCAACUUUAUUCUCAUAACUAUAAAUAUUCUCAAUAUUGUCACUUUCCAUAGCGUCAUUUAUGUUUGGGGAAUAAAAUGACAUCAAUUUUCUUUGGAGUGAGUGUAGCACACCGCAUUUCAUUGUAAACGUAAGACAGAGCAACGUGUGGUUCCACAAUGCCCUUGGCAUGCAGGGAUUGUUUCUCAGUUGUUCACACCUACUGUGCACACCCAUUCUUUAUUGUGUAGGCCACUUGUGCUCCUUGCGCCAAACUUGAAGAUAGUAGGCAUAUGACAAAUUUGCGUUGUCGACACUUUAAGGGUUAAAUGUUGUUUCAGCUGUCUGGUAAUGUUCCUAAUAUAAUUCCUCUGAAGGAGUGGGGUGCCUUGAUGCUGGUGAAAGGCUCUUUAUCCAAGGAAUUGAAGCUAUUCUCUUCUUCCUUGGAUUAAACCAGUUUACCUCCUAGUCUCCAGGCACUAGCUUCUUUGGGUUUAGUGCUUUCUCACAGAUAAAAUACUUAUUAUAAAUUAGUUUUGCCAAAGUGUCAACAUACUUGGCAGCACUUUCAGUUAUCAGGAUACUUGUCUCUUACAAUAGUAAGCUUGCAAAUACCAUCUCUUUUCUGUAUGAUGAUUACACCAGUCAUUAGAAAAUGGAAAUAAUUCAUUAUUAUUCAAAAGACUAUUAAACUGGCCUUAUUUAUAAUAUGUGGUCCAGAAAGUAGCUGACUCUCACUGCACUGUUGUUUGAGUUACAAUAAAAGAACUUUGUCUAACUCUGGGACAUUAGAUUUUCUUAAAUUCUUUCAUUUUGCAGUAUGGUACCAUUGUUAGACUCUCAGAGUAUA
This is a messenger RNA of Cherax quadricarinatus, 5281 nucleotides long. The record is from RefSeq and is a predicted model, not a curated record. Lineage: Eukaryota; Metazoa; Arthropoda; Malacostraca; Decapoda; Parastacidae.